AGUCGAGCAUUUGAAGGUGCAACAACACGAAGCCUCCCAAACAUCCGCUGUCGCUCGUAGGAUUAUGAAAGCGUGAUUAGCCUAAACAGUUCAGACUGCGCCACAGGACACUAACAGACCGAUGGCCUGGUUUAUAUGGCUUAUUUAGGACCCCGGCUGGGAGUGUCGCGCCUCUUCCUGCCCCGUGUGACAGUCUUCAGAGUCCUCUGCACAGUCAGGAUGGACGAGAUGGGUCUGGCCGUGGGUCGCUCCGCUCUGGAACGACUCGACUUUGAUAACGUCGCCCUUAAGAAACUUCCCCUGGACCCGUCCGACGAGCCGGGGGUCCGCAUAGUGAAAGGAGCGUGUUUCUCUCGAGUUAAUCCUGAGCCGCUGAGCAACCCUCGGUUCGUGGCCGUUUCGGGCGAAGCCCUAGCGUUGCUGGGGCUUGCCGGAGAAGAGGUUAUGAACGACCCUCUCGGCCCGGAGUACCUGAGCGGGUCUAAAGUCAUGCCUGGAUCCGAGCCCGCGGCUCACUGCUACUGCGGUCACCAGUUCGGCCAGUUUGCCGGGCAGCUGGGGGACGGGGCCGCCUGUUACCUUGGAGAGGUGACGGUUCCACCGGGACAAAAUCCAGAGCUGCUCCGGGAAAAUCCGAGCGGGCGGUGGGAGAUUCAGGUGAAAGGAGCGGGACUGACCCCAUAUUCCAGGAAAGCUGAUGGCCGAAAAGUCCUGCGAUCCAGUGUAAGAGAAUUCCUUUGCAGUGAGGCGAUGUUCUUCCUCGGUAUCCCCACCACCAGAGCAGGCUCCGUGGUCACCUCUGACAGCAAGGUUAUAAGGGACAUCUACUACAGCGGGAAUCCCUGUUACGAGAAAUGCUCAGUGGUCCUCCGCAUCGCUCCCACCUUCCUCAGGUUCGGUUCCUUUGAGAUCUUCAAACCGGCUGACGAGUUCACGGGGCGUCAGGGUCCCAGUUACGGACGGGAAGAGAUCCGAGGUCAGAUGUUGGAUUAUGUCAUUGAAAUGUUUUACCCUGAAAUCCAGCGGGAUCAUCCAGACCGGCUGGAGAGAAAUGUGGCUUUCUUUAGAGAGGUGAUGUCCCGUACAGCUCGACUCGUGGCUCAGUGGCAGUGUGUUGGAUUCUGUCACGGAGUUCUGAACACCGACAAUAUGAGUGUUUUGGGACUCACUCUGGACUAUGGUCCGUAUGGCUUCAUGGACAGGUUUGAUCCAGAUUUCAUUUGCAAUGCGUCAGACAACUCUGGGCGAUAUUCGUACAAGGCCCAGCCGGCCAUCUGCAGGUGGAACCUGGUGAAGCUGGCAGAGGCUCUGGCUCCAGAGUUGCCACCAGAUCGAGCAAAGGCUGUGACGGAUGAAUACCUGGAUCACUUCAACCGCUUUUACCUGGAGAACAUGAGGAAGAAACUGGGUUUGCUGAGAAAGGAGGAACCCGAGGACGAGAUCCUGAUCACCGAGCUGCUGCGUACAAUGCACGACACAGGCGCUGACUUCACGAACACCUUCCGUAACUUAGCUCAGAUUUCCUGUCCAUCAGAGGGAGAAACGGAGCGAGACGAGGAAAUCGUUAAGAAAGCCUCAGAACUCCUCCUGGAGCAGUGUGCUUCUUUAGAGGAGCUAAAGUCAGCCAACACACCCACAAUGGAUCCACGUGAAUUGUCAAUGCUGCUCUCCAUGGCUCAGAGCAACCCCGCUCUGUUUGAGAUGAUCUCAGACAGGGCGACCAUCGCGAGACAGUUGGACAGAAUGAGCAAACUGAAGGUCCUGCUGGAGACGAGUCAGGACGAGCUGAGAGCCAGGCAGGCUCAGGAGUGGAUCUCCUGGAUCGCCCUCUACAGGAAACGUCUGGCCCGCGAGCUGGAGGGUCAGAGCGACAUUCAGGUCGUGCAGGAGGAGAGGGCGAGAGUGAUGGACGGCACCAACCCUCGCGUAGUGCUCAGAAACUACAUUGCCCAGAAUGCAAUAGAGGCUGCUGAGAGUGGGGACUUUUCUGAGGUCCAACGGGUCCUCAAGGUUCUGGAGAAACCGUUUUCUUCUCAGCCAGGGCUGGAGCUUCCUACUUGGGUGGGUUCACACAGGAGGACUGCACAGGGGGAGAGGGAUGAAGGAGAGGAGCCACAGCAGGGAACCUCCUCAUCAUCAACAGACAUGAGCCCUGUGCCGUAUGACAGCAAGCCCCCAGCAUGGGCACGCCAAAUCUGCGUCACCUGAUCUUCUUAAACGCUUCCUUAAUUGCUGCCCUGCCUAAAAGAACAAGAAAGCUGGAAAGUGUUGAUCACUCUCUUUUACCUUUUACAUCCUCUCUUUGGCUCACUGUCCAACUUUCUUUUUAGCUUUUGGCAAGGCAGCAGUGAGGGAGUUAAGAGAAGUGGCUCUUCACAGAUUAGCCUGAUGACACAAAACAGACGGGAGGAUGCGAGGUGACUCUCUUCUUCCAUUGCCUAAGAUUUCCAAAUUUAAACAGUUUGGGAUUUAUUUUUAGACUUUCAUUAAUGAAGAUGACAAAAACUGCGUUGAGUAAAGUCAUGGCUCUGACGUAAUGUGCAGGUUGCAGAAGAAACAGGUUUACAGAAACUCAGCUUGGCUCUCCUCCACCCUGUCUGUUCAGUGUCACUUCUGCUAUUUAUGAUGAUUCAGGCAACAAGUCCCGUAUUGACAUGCCUGCCUCUGACAGACUGUGGGUUGUCACUUCCAGAGUGCACCAAAUAUUAUGAGGACUGUCAGUUUGAAAGGGAGUGACUGCAGUCGAGAGAAAUGCUAAAACCUCCACACACAAACACGCACAAUGAGUUCAGUAAAUGCUUUUGAUCCUCCUCACUGUGAUCGCGCCUCUCUCUGAGGUUCGGACCAUCAUUUUCUUUUAUUAUUCUAUUUUUACAGGUAGGUUUGAAUGAGGAAUGACAAAUCUGGAUGUAUCUGCUCGUGUUGAAAAUGUAUUUUUAGAAAAAUAUUGCAAUUGCUGUAACUUUCAGGUAAAUAUAUCUAUAAAAUGUCGAGAAAAAAAAGUCGUUUUUUCAAUUGUAACCUUUUUUGUUUUUGCUAUUAAACAGACUUU
Molecule: messenger RNA, 3052 nt
Organism: Xiphophorus maculatus (southern platyfish)
Lineage: Eukaryota; Metazoa; Chordata; Actinopteri; Cyprinodontiformes; Poeciliidae
Gene: selenoo1
Product: selenoprotein O
Exons: 9
Source: RefSeq, a predicted model, not a curated record